This is a messenger RNA of Durio zibethinus, 2758 nucleotides long. RefSeq names its product quinolinate synthase (gene QS). Gene Ontology annotation, cellular component: chloroplast. Gene Ontology annotation, biological process: 'de novo' NAD+ biosynthetic process from L-aspartate. Gene Ontology annotation, molecular function: 4 iron, 4 sulfur cluster binding; quinolinate synthetase A activity. NCBI's taxonomy places the organism in Eukaryota, Viridiplantae, Streptophyta, Magnoliopsida, Malvales, Malvaceae. The record is from RefSeq and is a predicted model, not a curated record.
UAGGGCUAGGCACGAAGCAUUGGAGUGAUGGGUUGCGGUCAAUUCGCGCCUACAUGCCGCUUGCUCUUAGGUUGGUUGGUAGUGUCCGUUUGCGCUGCUUCUCUCCUCAAAUUUUAUUUAACAAACGGCUCUUCUUUCUCUGCUCUGCGGAUCCAUCCAUUACGACUGUUUUCUCUCUCAGUUUAACCCGCAGUUCAAGGUCUUCUCUUUCUCUCUCAUGAAUUCCUCUGCUUCCAUCGCCAUGAAACCUUCUUGUUCUUCUACUUGUUCUUCUACUUGUUCUUCUUUGUUUUGUAUCUCUCGAACCCAAAGAUCACUCUUUUUUAACAUUCACAAAACACCCAGAACCCAUUCCAAAUCUUUCUUUAAAUCUCUCAAAUGUAUCCAAUCUCCACCUCCUGGGUCUCUUCCUUCAAAGCCCACUUCUUUGUCCUGCUCUGCUGUCACCCUAUCUCCCUCACAGACCGCUCAUCUGCCUCCACGUAAACUAUCCGCCCUUGUCUCCGAAUUCCAAUCCCUUUUACAGCCUCUCGACCGUGUCAAGCGUCUUCUUCACUAUGCUUCUCUCCUACCUCCUCUCCCGGCUUCCUCUCGGACUGACUCGAACCGGGUCAUGGGCUGCACGGCCCGAGUUUGGCUCGAUGCCCAGAUGGACUCUGAAGGGAAGAUGAGAUUUUGGGCCGCCAGCGAUUCCGAGAUCACGAAAGGGUUUUGCGCAUGUUUAGUUUCGGUUCUUGAUGGGGCAGCGCCAGAGGAAGUGCUGGGAUUGAAAACAGAGGAUUUGGCGGCGCUUAACGUGGGGUUGCCUGGUGGGGAACGGUCUCGUGUGAACACAUGGUACAAUGUUUUGGUUAGUAUGCAGAAGCGAACCAGGGCCUUGGUUGCUCAAAAGGAAGGGAAGGCCCCGUUUGAGCCGUUUCCGUCGUUGGUUAUCACGGCCGAGGGUUUUCAGCCAAAAGGAAGCUACGCCGAGGCUCAGGCAAGAUAUUUGUUCCCUGAUGAGUUAAAGGUCAAAGAACUUGUUAAUGUGUUGAAAGAGAAGAAAAUUGGUGUAGUUGCUCAUUUUUACAUGGAUCCUCAAGUGCAAGGCAUCUUAACUGCUGCCCAGAAGGAGUGGCCUCACAUUCAUAUAUCCGACUCUUUGGUCAUGGCAGAUGCAGCUGUCAAGAUGGCAAAAGCUGGAUGUAAAUUCAUAACUGUUUUGGGUGUGGAUUUUAUGUCAGAAAAUGUUCGUGCUAUUCUUGAUCAAGCUGGCUUUGGAGAGGUUGCAGUGUACAGGAUGUCAAAUGAACGCAUUGGUUGUUCUUUGGCUGAUGCUGCUGCUACUCCUGAUUAUAUGAACUAUCUUGAGUCAGCUUGUAACUCACUUCCUUCCUUGCACGUUAUUUACAUUAAUACUUCGCUAGAAACAAAAGCUUAUUCGCAUGAGCUUGUACCAACAAUCACUUGUACUUCUUCAAACGUUGUGCAAACUAUUCUGCAGGCUUGUGCUCAAAUUCCAGACUUAAACAUAUGGUAUGGGCCUGAUUCCUACAUGGGUGCAAAUAUUAAAGAGUUGUUCCAGCAGAUGACUUUGAUGUCUGAUGAGGAAAUUGCUGAAAUACACCCAGAACAUAAUAGAGACUCAAUUCAAUCACUGCUAACUCGCCUGCACUAUUACGAGGAUGGAACAUGUAUUGUUCAUCACCUUUUUGGACAUGAAGUUGUACAGAAGAUAAAUGAAAUGUACUGUGAUGCCUUUCUAACGGCACAUUUUGAGGUUCCUGGAGAAAUGUUCUCUUUAGCAAUGGAAGCCAAGAGAAGAGGAAUGGGUGUUGUAGGCUCCACUCAAAACAUAUUGGAUUUCAUAAUACAAAGGGUUCAAGAGGCAUUAGAUAGAAAUGUUGAUGACCACCUCCAGUUUGUCUUGGGUACAGAAACAGGAAUGGUGACUUCAAUAGUUGCAGCAGUUCGCAGUUUGUUAGAUUCUUUGAAGUCAACUUCUAGCGCAAAAAUCAAUGUUGAAAUUGUCUUUCCGGUCUCAUCAGACGCAAUGACAAAAACAUCUACAAGCUCUUCCCCUGUCCUUCAAUCGGUUAAAAUGGGGGAUGUUAUACUCCCUGUUGUGCCUGGAGUUGCAAGUGGGGAGGGAUGUUCUAUUCAUGGUGGCUGUGCAUCUUGUCCAUACAUGAAGAUGAAUUCUCUUACCUCACUCUUAAAAAUUUGCCACCACUUGCCCGAUGAAAGAAGUAACCUUAAAGCAUUUGAAGCUGAACGGUUCAAGUUGCAAACCCCUCAAGGAAAGUCUAUUGCAGAUGUUGGAUGUGAGCCUAUAUUGCAUAUGAGACACUUUCAGGCAAAGAAAGAAUUGCCAGAGAAACUUAUCUACCAGGUUCUUGGUCCACAUGGUAAAGGAAAGCCGGUGUCUUAAGCUGAGCUGGUCCUGGAAUGCUAGCUGUUUUUGAUCGAAUGUAAUUUCCUCCAAGCAGAGUUGGUUUGGAUUGAGAUACUGCUCCCCCAGCGGUUCACAGCUGAAUUUUCUUGUACAAUUUCAGUGACUCAGAUUCUUCACAUUCCUUCUCUCUCUCAAGUUGCUUAAAAAUGUACUUUUGAGUGCGGGUCAGUGCUAGUUUUAUUAUAUAGGAAAUCAAAUGGAUUCAAUCCUGAUUUAUUUUAUAGAUAUUUGUAUAGCUAUUAGUUCUACAGGGGAAGAGGAAAUCAUCUUCGAGACUUCAAUUCCUAAUAAUCUCAUACACCAUGACAAUCCUAUACAACAUAA